Molecule: messenger RNA, 2838 nt
Organism: Artibeus jamaicensis (Jamaican fruit-eating bat)
Lineage: Eukaryota; Metazoa; Chordata; Mammalia; Chiroptera; Phyllostomidae
Exons: 4
Coding region: 1-741 (246 amino acids)
Source: RefSeq, a predicted model, not a curated record
AUGCAGCACAAGACUCACUCAGCCCUGAUUUCCCAGCCGGUGCCCCUCCUGGAUCCCGCGACCCAGGUGGCAGCCCCAGUGCAGAGCCUGAGCGCAAGGUGCCUCACAGCCCCGCCCUCCAGCGAGACCCGGGAGGGGACACCUGGAGGGAGACACGGCGCAGGGGCGGCAGCCCGGACCCCCAGCAACUGCGCCCUGGCAGCCCUGGUCCUGCCCUUAUCCUCCCCUGGUCGAGACGCACCGGGAGAACCAGGGCACGCCCUGCAACUGGCCCCGGCGUCGGGGUCGGCAGAGGAUGAAGGUGAAGGAGAACUUCCCACCCCCGCCUUUUUUUCUUUUGGGGAGAGAGAAUUGGAGAGAGGGACAGACAGACAGACAUUGGUUGUCUCUCCUAUGCACCCAGACCAAGGACCUCUCAUAUGCCUCCCCACCAAGGACCAGAUCCACAACCCAACGUUGUGUGUUGAGUGGGAAAUUGAGCCCAAGACCUUUGGGUUUACAGAUGAUGCUCCAGCUUGUGUUGGCCUACUGAACCAGCUGGACUUUUACCUAAAGGCCUCACCCCAAAUUUCCCUCCUUCCAUCUCAUCUUCAUUUUUGUCAGGGAGCAGCCCAGCACCCAGGUCCAUGCCCCUGGCCUUUCUCUGUUCUUGCUGUUUUUUGUGUUGGAGUCUCAACCUCUGUCUCACGUUACUCAAGUUGUUUCGGAAAGUCCGAUGGAUCCGAAGAAAACCCCUGGUGACGUCCAAGUUGAGUACCUGCACUCAGACUCAAGUAGGCAAUGAAGUGCCCCUGAGACUACCAUACAACAUUUUCUGUGUCGUAAACAACAGAAUCUGUGCAGAGAUACUGAGUACGCCAGUGAAAGAGAAGGUUGAAGUUUAUGAUGGACUACGUCUUUGGUGGAAAAACACUCCUCACUCCCUUCAGUGUCAGCACUGUAACCGAAGGCAGUCAGGGAGCCCUGGGAGUCUCCCACACUAGCCAGGAUGCUACAGAAGGAGGUUCUUACACUGGGUGCACCAAAAGCUAGAAAGAUGAAUGGACAGGGCCCCAAUGCACCAAAACCUAGCAAGGUGAAUGGGUUGGACCGGAGCACACCGAGGGCGAGCAAGAUGAUUGGAUAGGUUAAAAAGCCCUCCCUUCUCCUUCCUAUGAGAACCACAGGCUUGAGCAGGAAGGGGAGAUGGUCUUUUGGUGCAGGGAGUCCACCAUUCUCCCAGGUGGGCACCUAAAUAAACCUUUUUCCUUCUGCAUCAAUACCUGCCUCAUCAGUCUGUCUUUUCUUGCAGCAGCCGGCUGAGACUGCAUUUCGGUUACAGCAUCCACAAAUCAGCUUUGGAACCAUUUGGGAGUGUUCUUGGCUUUAGGGUCACCAUAACCCAUUUUAACCUGCUUUUUGGGGGGUUAGCUAUAUACAUAAACUAUUUUGUUUGUUAAUAGUUGUAUGUAAGGGCAAAGUAGUAUGGUUUAAACUGAAAUAACCAGAUUUCAGGGCACAUUGGAUACAUUUAAAAAAGGCAAAAGACAUAUAAUCUGAAGAGGAAUCAGAGUAUGAUACAUUUAGCAUUUUAACAUAAAUCUUAUCAUUUCAACCAUUUCAAGUGUACAGUCUAGCAGUACUGAGCACAUUCAUGCUGACGCGCUUCCAGCACUGCCAUCCAUCUCUAGGACUCUUCGUCUUAACAGACUGAAAUUCCGAACCUGUUAGACAAAGACUCCCAAUUUCUCUGGCCCUCCACCCUGUGGAAACUACAAUUCCACUUUCUGUUUCUAUGAAUAUGACCACUUUAGAUGCCCUAAAUAAACAACAUAGUAUAACUUAAGAGCUGGAAUGCCCACAGUUUUCAUAACAGUGUAUCGAUAUUUGAUACAUAAGCAACACAGUCUAUACAAAAUAAGUGGUUUAAUUUACACUGAAAUAUAUCUAAGAUACAAUGAAAUCAUAACAAAUGUAUCUUUGCGUGAAGAAGCACUCUAGUUUUCCAUCCAUCACUACAUUUGAAGCCAUAUACAAAAUAAUUCUGGACACCAUAAAAGACUGAAUUUUUCAAUGAUAUCUUUGAUUCUACUCUUUAGAAGAUACUGUGUUGGAUUAUCUCUUUUAAUAGACCUUGCAGUGUGGGGCCAUUUGGCUUUUUGUCUUGGUUAUAAAUCAUAGUAAAGGACACACUGAAUAUGGUAACCCACAUCUAAAUUAUGUAUUAGAAUCAUGGCUAUGGAAGAACUUACCUUUCCCUAAAACUGUACAAGUGCGUAUUAAAUAGUUGUUACGUGGUUUCUUUAGAAGAAUAGUUUAUAUUUUUACUUUAAAAUAUUACCUCCUAGAAAUAUUUCCAACUCAGUAUUCUCAUCUAAAAAUGUUUUUUGAAGUUUUUUAUGAUAAUGUUGCCUGUUUCUAUGCCAAGCAAAGAUGUAGAAGCCAUGGAUCAGCCUAAACACACACACACACACACACACAGCAUAUAUAGAAUAUACACAUAGUCUAUACAGUAUUUUAAAGUACAGGGGUCCGGCAGAAGUAACUUCUGCUUGAGUGUGGUUGGUCGAGUAAUAAUAUGGGUAUAAUAAUUUAUAAUUUGAACAUUUCACCUAAAAUGUCACAUGGUGUGCUUGAGUGUGAUAUUGUUAUGUUACAGAAUUACAUGCUUAUGACUUUGUAAUAAAAGAUUUUAUAAUAAGCCCUGGCUGGUGUAGCAUAGUGGAUUGAGCACGGGCCUGCGAAUCAAAGGAUCGCAGUUCGGUUCCCAGUCAGGGCACAUGCCUGGGUUGCAGGCCAGUUCCCAGCAGGGGACACAUGAGAGGCAACCAUACAUCGAUAUUUCUCUCCCUCUCUCCU